Periophthalmus magnuspinnatus is the source of this 1976-nucleotide messenger RNA. RefSeq names its product gastrula zinc finger protein XlCGF52.1-like. The transcript is spliced from 2 exons. The coding region runs from base 103 to 450 and encodes 115 amino acids. Gene Ontology annotation, biological process: regulation of transcription by RNA polymerase II. The record is from RefSeq and is a predicted model, not a curated record. Gene Ontology annotation, molecular function: DNA-binding transcription factor activity; RNA polymerase II cis-regulatory region sequence-specific DNA binding. NCBI's taxonomy places the organism in Eukaryota, Metazoa, Chordata, Actinopteri, Gobiiformes, Gobiidae.
AGUCACGUGAAUAUUGUGGGCGCAUGCGCAUGCUCACACCCGGAAGUCGGGGGAACCUACUUAUCAUUUGAGUGAGGUCUGGGUCAAAACUAGUUUGUAAAAAUGUGCAAAAGGCGCACACUGAGAGCUCUAGUGCAGGAGCGGCUGACUGCGGCUGCGGAGGAGAUCUUUGCGCUGUUUGAGAGGACGAUAGCGGAGUAUGAGGAGGAACUGCGCCGCUCCAAAGAGGAGAACCAGAGGAGCCUGAGAGGCCCGCUGCAGACCGCAGACCGGGACAAGCAGCUCGUGAAGCCAGCACCAGAUAGGUUCCACAGUGCAGCUUUAAAUCCAGGUGACCAGAUGCCCUGGCUGAGUCCUGGUCUGAAGCAGGAAUCCCCAGAGACUCCACAAGUGAAAGAGGAGCCAGAGGAGCCAAGGGUCAAACAGGAGGAAGAGCAGCAGCCAGUGUAGCUCCACCAUUUAAACUCAUCGAAUACUGUGUCACUCACACUGCACAUUUCACUGACUCCACAUCUGUGCAUGAUUUUACAGGCCUGUCCCCGAGUCCAGCAUUGUGUGUGUGAAGACAGAAGAGUCCUCAUUGCUUCAACAAAGACAAACUGAGCCCAACGAAGAGGAGACACAGAGAGGAGACAUCAGUGCAGGGACCACAACUGCUGUGGACACUGGAGACAUCUCAGGAACAGCUGUAAGGACUGAAAAUGACAAACACCAGUGUCCCUUUUGUACCAAGAGUUUUGGGCAUCGACUGUUUUUAGAGAGACACAUUAGAGUUCAUACUGGAGAGAGACCUUACAGCUGUCCAGUCUGUGAAAAAACAUUUGCCCAAAAGAUAAAUGUACGAUCACAUAUGAAAAUACACUCAGGAGAGAAACCAUUCAGCUGUUCAGUGUGUGAGAAAACAUUUACUCAAAAGACACACCUUACGUCACACAUUAGGACUCACACAGGGGAGAGGCCUUACAGCUGUACAGUCUGUAAUAAGGGCUUUGCUCUGAAAGGAGGGCUGCACACACAUAUGAGAACGCACACAGGUGAAAAACCCUACAGCUGUUCAGUGUGUAUGAAAACAUUCUCCCACAGGACGACACUAGUGUCACACAGAAGAGUUCACACGGGAGAGAGACCCUUCAACUGUCCAGUCUGUAACAAAGGCUUUGCGGAGAGCUCCAAUCUCACGAGACACAUCACGACUCACUCAGAAGAGAGACCAUUCAGCUGUUCAGUCUGCCGUAAAACAUUUGCCAGUAAGAGAAUCCUCAGAGUCCAUGGAAAAACUCAUUCAAGUGAAAAGGCUCAUACAAGAACUCAUGCCAAUGAGAAACUGUUCAGCUUUACAGAGCAGGACUGAUGUGUGACCUGGUUUACAGUUAAUAUCUCUGUAAUUACUGGACCUAUCCGCAUGAAACAAAAACUGCCACAAAGCUAAUUAUCAAGUGUAAAAGUGUAUUAAUCCAGAAGUAGACAUUUUUAAUGCCUUUUUAAACAGAUUUAUUAUUUUUUUAUUUUGAGUCUGUGCCAAGAGAAUACGACAGAAAAGCACAAUUCUGUAAACUUAUGAACCCACCUCCAUUAUAACAGUUUCCUAAUUUGUGUGUGCUUAUGUUUGAUGUAAUAAUGUCCAUCGCUCAAGAUAAAAAUAAACUGUCCGCAUCAAUGCAGAAUAAUACUUUUGUUUUUAAAAAUCCUAUAUUACACAACAUUGACUCUCAUGAGCUUUAAGCCAUGUUAUAAUGCUCUUACCUUUUCAAAAACAGACCUGGAGUUGUGUUUUGUUUCGUUCACACAUGUUUGAGUAACACCUUAUUAUUAGUCUGUCUACAUCUCCAAAGCUCAAAAUGUUCUGUUCCCACCUUGUGAUGUCAUGAUGUUAACAGCUGUUUUUAGCCUGAACUGAUUUAUUCUACUGGAACAGGUCUAAACUCUCAGGUAGAGUUCUCUGUGUAACUGUUGGAUUAAAGAUGUGUUGACCUUUG